This is a messenger RNA of Trypanosoma grayi, 519 nucleotides long. RefSeq names its product putative DNA topoisomerase II. Bases 1 to 519 code for a protein of 172 amino acids. Gene Ontology annotation, biological process: sister chromatid segregation; resolution of meiotic recombination intermediates; DNA topological change. Gene Ontology annotation, molecular function: DNA binding; ATP binding; DNA topoisomerase type II (double strand cut, ATP-hydrolyzing) activity. The record is from RefSeq and is a predicted model, not a curated record. NCBI's taxonomy places the organism in Eukaryota, Euglenozoa, Kinetoplastea, Trypanosomatida, Trypanosomatidae. The transcript has a single exon. Gene Ontology annotation, cellular component: nucleus.
AUGAUUCGGCCGCACCUCUUCGUGUUCAUCAACUGCCUCAUUGAGAACCCCGGCUUUGACUCGCAGACAAAGGAGACACUCAACACCCCGAAAGCCCGUUUUGGCUCCACCUGUGACCUCCCCGCGGCGAUAGUCGACUGCAUCCUCAAGUCCAGCAUCGUGGAGCGUGCAGUGGAGAUGGCGAACAGCAAACUCACGCGCGAGAUCGCGUCGAAGCUGCGCAACGCGGACCGUAAGCAGAUCCUCGGCAUCCCGAAGCUUGACGACGCCAACGAGGCGGGUGGGAAGUACGGUCACCGAUGCACCCUCAUCCUCACCGAGGGAGACUCCGCCAAGGCGCUCUGUACCGCCGGACUCGCGGUAAAGGACCGUGACUACUUCGGUGUUUUUCCGCUCCGCGGCAAGCCGCUUAACGUCCGUGACGCGACGCUGAAGAAAGUGAUGGCGUGCGCUGAGUUCNCUACUUCGGUGUUUUUCCGCUCCGCGGCAAGCCGCUUAACGUCCGUGACGCGACGCUGA